Polyodon spathula (Mississippi paddlefish) is the source of this 4555-nucleotide messenger RNA. RefSeq names its product sphingomyelin phosphodiesterase 2-like. Gene Ontology annotation, cellular component: cytoplasm. Bases 882 to 2192 code for a protein of 436 amino acids. The record is from RefSeq and is a predicted model, not a curated record. Lineage: Eukaryota; Metazoa; Chordata; Actinopteri; Acipenseriformes; Polyodontidae. The transcript is spliced from 10 exons. Gene Ontology annotation, molecular function: sphingomyelin phosphodiesterase activity.
AAAGCGUAAUUGUAUUCAUAAUGUAUAUAAUGGGUUCGGUUUAUAAUAAUAAGGCUGGACUGGGAAGUAUGUUGCUUCGCUGUCACGGCUCGGGUAUUAGAAUUUGUAAUUCAAUCCGCAUUUUAAAUGCAUGUUGGUAAGUUAUGCAAGGCUGGAGUAGCGGUGCAUGCUGAAUUAUUAUACCGGCCGCGUCGUGUGCUACGGGAUGUUUUCAUAAAGACCGCACUAUCUGCAGCAGGGUAUCAAGUGGCUCCCCUGGGAAAGGGACACAUCGCCGAUCUAGCGCUGCGGUCGUGGUGUCCGCUUGUCCCGGGGAGUUUGCGGUGUCCGCUUGUCCCGGGGAGUUUGCAGUCCCAGCUCACCGGACGCAUAUUCCGUGCACUCAUCUGAGACGUCACAGCAAGCCGUGCCAGCUUCACUCUGGAACGCUGGGAAGCGUGACUUGCACUGAUGAAAAUGCAAUACUUUCAAAUAGCAUUUACAGAGCUUAAAUAGCGUAGUUUGUCAUUUUAAUGCACUGCUCGAGUUAAUUUGAAGUUGGAAAUCCCUUUGGAUGAAGCGGCAGUGCGCUGUGAUAGCGAGAAGUGCAGGUGGAAGUGUUCCAGGAGUUUUGAUUUGCGCCUGGUCGGUGCUCUGCAGGUCCUGUUGGAUUUUCAACAUGCUGGUUAGUCUAGGAGAGUUUAGGGCAGUGCAAGAGAAACGAUUCGUGCUGUAACUGAGAGCGGCCUGGUUCUGUACCAGAUGUGUUUCCAGCUGCGCGACCACGUAACUUCGGCAGUUGGAGAGAUGAAAGGGGCACUGUCUCAAUUAAACACAUCCUUCAUUUCACUUCAGCAGGGAGAACUGCGUGGAGCUGAAGGCGUUAACACUCCACUGUAGCCAUGGCAACCACCCCUGCUGUAAAACUGCGAGUGUUCUCACUCAACUGCUGGGGGAUCCGCUACCUCAGCCAGCACUGCUCCCAGCGCUAUGAGAUGAUUGGUCAGUUAUUGAAGGAGGAGGGGCACGACCUUGCGCUUCUGCAGGAGGUGUGGAGUGAAAAGGAUUAUUUGUUCCUGAAGAAGACGCUCGCACACAGCCACCCUUACACUCACUACUUCAAAAGUGGGGUGAUCGGAAGUGGCCUGGCUGUGUUUUCCAAACAUAAAAUCCUCGACACGUUCCUCUACCGCUAUUCUAUCAAUGGAUACCCGUACAUGGCUCACCAUGGCGACUGGUUUGGAGGAAAGGCUGUGGGAAUGGUCAUCGUGGAUAUCUGUGGCCUCGCGGUCCAUGCUUACGUCACCCAUCUGCAUGCGGAGUACUGCAGGGAGAAGGAUUCCUAUCUCCCACACAGAGUGGUGCAGGCCUGGGAGCUGCAGCACUUCGUUCGGCACACCUCCGGCUGUGCAGACCUGGUGAUCCUGGGAGGAGAUCUGAACAUGCAUCCUCGAGACCUCGGGAACCGGCUCCUGCUCUCAUACACGGGGCUUCGGGAUUCCUACGCUGAGGCAGAGAAGUUUGAGGGUUGUGAGGACGGCAUCACUCUCAUCGCAGAGAACCCUUUCAUCAAUAAGAAAGAGCUGGAGCCCUUCGAGAAUGGAAUACGAAUCGACUACAUUCUCUUCAAGCAGGGCUUGUCGAGGGUCUCUGUGAAGUGUGAGUCUCUCUCCACCACCACGGGCUCUGUGCCGGGGAAACCCUUCCCAUACUCGGACCACGAGGCCCUGAGCGCCGUGCUGCUGCUGCAGAGUGAGGAGGGGGGCGGGCCCCGGCCCCAGCGCUGCUCUGCAGAGCCAGAUCCUGGGCUGGUGGACAUUGUGAAUGAGGCUCGCACGGAGGUGAAGGUGGGUCUGCACCACGCUGAGAGGAUGCGCGGCACCGUGGCCCGCAUGGGGAUGAUGGGGCUGGCCCUGCUGCUGGUGGAGCUGGCUAUCGCGCUGGUGCCCUGGCUGGCACACAGCACGGAGCACGCCUUCCCCCGCGCCUCCUUCUACCUGCUGGGGGCGCUGUCCUUCACCACACUGCUGCUCACAGCCCUGCUGUACAUCUUCUACUCCACGCAGGUGAAGACUCUGCAGGGGGCCGAGGACCAGAUGAGGCUGGCUGUCACGGGGCUGCAGGAGAAGCUGCAGAAACGCUCACAAACACAGCCAGUGGAGCAGGGCAGAGCGCAGGGAGAACCGGCAAGCACCUCGGCAAACUCGCCUUGAUUUUCAGCAUUGCAAAGAUGCAACUUAAAGCUUUAGUGCCCCCCAACUGUUUAAAAAAAAAAAAAUCGAAAUCAAUUCUGCUUGCCUUAUGAAGUGCGCUGAAGACUGAGUUCUGGAAGAAGGUGGCAGGAGGAUCCUAGGAUAUUGAACAUGACUGUGGGACACUGCAGCUUUGAAUUCCUGUUUUUUGUGAUUCCCUUCCUGGGAGGGGGAGGGCCCAGUCGUUUUAUCCCUAAGGUACAUUUUGGGCAGAAGGUUAACCUGUGAUUGGAUUAGUAAUCCACUUGCCUAGACUUGACAAAACCUUGCAUAAGAAGGUUUUGCCCACAUACUGUGAAUGCAGGUCGCGCUGAUGUUUUGUUAUUCCCUUUAGAACUAAACGCACUCCCUUUCACUGAGGUCUUUCAGUCACUGCUUAUUUUAAAUUCUCUUCUCGGGGACCGUUUUCAAUUCCACUGCGUUGUUCUGGAUUAGUCUUCUUUGGAAAAGGACAUGUUUCAGAUAUUUGCAGUGGCUGUUGUCAUGUUUUUAUCUACAUGAGAUAAAUGUAGUCCACAUUCCUUGCAUAGCUAAAGCAGGCAAAGAACGACACUAAAACUGUGCUCUCUUCUGCAGCACAACUGUCUUCCACUGAACGUUCAUAUAAUGUCUUCUGAAAUGGUGAGCUUUACUUGCACAGAAAACACAACCACUGCAUACUCUACACAGGAGUGUGUAACCUGACCUGCACCACCCACGCCAAUCCCUGCAUUUCAGAGCUUUUGAGAGCAGGUUUCUGCCUGCAUUACAAAUACAAAGGACGUGAAUGGAAUAGAUUGGACUGCGUUGGUUGACAGUUUGCUGUAAAUCUUUUCCAGGUUACCGUGAGGUUUCUUGUGCUUUUUUUUUUACAAAACUCGGAUUUUUAAAACAUUCUUUUAAAAGUUCACCCGUCGCUUUUGCAUAUUUAAAUGUGAAACGACUGGAUUGUGCUGUUUUUUUUUUUUUUUUUUUUGCCUUUCAUUUGAAUGCUGUGAUAGAAAUACUUGUGUCCGAUUUACAGCUAAAUGAAUAAUAAUAAAGCACAUUUUAAAAUGAGCACAGUCAUUUUGUUAAAGCCUGGAUCUAAAUGCCCGAUGCUGGUGGAUCUUUCUCGCAAGCCCUUUGCGAGCCCCUGCUGUGUGUCAGUGAUAACCACAGUGCAGUUCAGUCACUGGAAUGGGAUGAUCGCUCUCCCCAGACGCUCUGCACACUUUAAAUGCUUGGCUGUAAACAUUAUGCUUGCUUAGCGGUGGUGACGAUCUGUUUGGUUUUACCAGUUACGCAGCCCGCUGGCCCUUGCAUUACUGUUCAUUAAACCUGCUCUUAGUGACCCUCUCCUGCCCACGGUGCGUCAUGAUCAGUUGAAACAGAGCCUCAAACCAGAUUCCUGUGCAGCCCGAGGCCUGUGGCUUCAUUCCAUUGCAGGAGCAGAUGUCUCCUGGCACUCGCACCUGCCCCUCUAGAGUAAAUAUAGAGCAACACGAGGAGAGGAAAGGGAGCCUCCAGCGCAGAACAAAUAGAGGAGAUUACGAAGAGGCUGUGAAGAGCCUGCGCUGCUGUGUAGAAGCAGUCCACAGCACAGGGCUCUGUAAAGGGCGGGCAGUGGAAGUUGUUUCUUCUUGAGCUGGAACUGCCAGCCUCUCUGCUCGCUCUUGUUUUUUCUAUGGGGGCCGGGUCCCUUGCAGGCCAGCCUGUGCUCUGUUUAAUGUCGUCGUUUCUUUUUUGCAUCUGUUUUUAAAACCACUUAAGGACGUGGUUAGGCAUCGUGAAACGUGAUCAAUGUUAAAAAGACCAUCCUGCAAAAAUAAUGCCUCGACCAGACAAGUUUCUGCAAGAACGCCCGAUGCUUCCUUUCGAUUAAAUGCAAAAGUCUGCAUUAAAAAUACAUUAUCUCUCCUUAUCUAUCCUUUUGAAAAAGAAAGAUUUUAGACUUUCUAUAACAGAGACAGCAGAUUAGAAACCAGCACGAUGAGCGAUUUAAACACACGUUCACAAAUAUAUUCCCGCGUAGCAAAGAGCUGUUCUGUGUUGUGAUCUAAAGCUUUUGAACCCCCUCCCCGGCGUCUUGGUUUUGGGCAGGGCCCGCGUCUUGGUUUUGUUGGAUAGACGAGAGGGAUAUUUUGUCAGAUUGCACCCAGGUUCACUGUGGGGACACACGGGUUGUGGAAAGGUCUUCGCUCAUGCGGAAUCUUGAACCAUGUGUCUCCUUCCAUCGCUGAGCACAGUUACAAACCGCCUGUCAAACGUUACGAAAAUUAGAUUGUUUCUUUUUAUCCUAGAAACGAUCUCAAUACGUCAAGUGGCGAGGUGGAAAACCGUUGCAAUUUUAAUAAAAAUAAUGA